Molecule: messenger RNA, 1098 nt
Organism: Trichoderma atroviride IMI 206040
Lineage: Eukaryota; Fungi; Ascomycota; Sordariomycetes; Hypocreales; Hypocreaceae
Cellular component (GO): nucleus
Source: RefSeq, a predicted model, not a curated record
AUGGCGCCUCUCGUCUUUGUCAUAGGAGGCACUGGGGCACAAGGCAUCCCGAUCAUCCGCGGGCUCGUCAAGGAUAAGGCUUAUGCUGUGCGAUUUUUGACCCGCGACGCCACUUCGGCCAGAUCAAAGCAGCUUCUCGCCUUGGGAAAUGUUGAAGCCAUCGAGGGCACUUUCGCAAGUGAGAGCGAUCUUCGCAAGGGGUUUCGCGGGGCGCAAUACGCCUUUAUCAAUAUUGAUGGCUUCAACAGCGGCGAGAAAACUGAGACGUACUGGGCUAUAAGGUCGUAUGAGCUGGCACUGGAAGAAGGCAUCAGGUUCUUCGUCUACGGAAACCUCGACUAUGUGUACAAGAAGAGCGGAUUCGACCCAAAGUUCCGGACGGGUCACUACGACGGAAAGGGACGCAUCGGUGAAUGGAUCUUGCAACAGAAUAAGAACCCCGAGAUUGCCAAGAGAAUGGGCGCCGCCAUCUUCACAACUGGCCCUUAUAUACAAAUGGCUCUAGGUGCUCGCACGCCGAUGUCUCCUGUUGUCGGAGAUGAUGGAGUCGUCACCUGGUUUGUUCCACUGGGGUCUGGAACUGUGGCGCAUGUCGAUCUCGAUGAUUGCGAGCACUACGUUCGCUGGCUGUUCGAUCACCAGUACCGCUCAAACGGAUUGGAUCUGGAAGUUGCCAUUGAACUCGUCGACUAUCACGAGAUGGCCAGGGCAUUCGAGAAGGUGACUGGCCACCCUGCCAAGUAUGUGGACGUUUCCUUGGAAGAGUAUUGGGAAACAGGUCCUCUCAGUGCUGCCAAAAAUGCUACAGCCGGGUACAACGCUGACCCUAAGGACCCUGCGACGAUGAACUUGCGCGACAAUUUCACAGGGUUCUGGAAUAUGUGGAAAUAUACCUACAAGGGAAAUGGUGGAGUCAUCAAACGAGACUUUGCCCUGUUGGAUGAGAUCCAUCCCAAUCGGAUCAAGUCGGUAGAAGAAUGGUUUCAACGGGAAGAGCAAAAGAGCAAGGAGCAGGGGUUGCCCAGCUUGUGGGAACGAGCCACCAGUUUGAAGCCUGUCCUGAAACUGGCCGAGGAUGGGCGAAAGGGUCGUCUAUAG